AUGACAGAUUUGGGAGAUCUUCAUCACUUCCUCGAGAUCUCUGUCACCCGUUCUACUGAUGGUCUCUUUUUGUCUCAGCGACAAUAUGCGGUGGAUCUUCUUCAGCAUGCUGACAUGGCCGAGUGUCACUCUACAGCUACACCUGUUGACACUCGAGCCAAGCUGUCUGCAACAGAUGGUGAUCCUGUUGAGGAUGCCUCGCAGUACCGGAGUCUCGCCGGUGCACUUCAGUACCUCACGCUGACUCGACCCGACAUCGCCUACGUUGUUCAGCAGGCGUGUCUCUUCAUGCAUGAUCCCCGCGAGCCUCAUCUUGCGCUGCUCAAUCGGAUCUUGCACUAUGUGAAGGGCACAAUGUCUACUGUUCUUCACAUUGGCACUGGACCAGUGGAUCGCCUCACAGCCUACUCUGAUGCGGAUUGGGCCGGCUGUCCUGAUUCCCGACGGUCUACUUCCGGCUACUGUGUCUUCCUCGGCGACAAUCUGGUGUCUUGGAGCUUAUAUGCCCUUGUCUUCGGCGACCCUGGUCUACUGUGA
Messenger RNA from Panicum virgatum (switchgrass), 537 nucleotides. RefSeq lists its product as uncharacterized. The transcript has 2 exons. The coding region runs from base 1 to 537 and encodes 178 amino acids. NCBI's taxonomy places the organism in Eukaryota, Viridiplantae, Streptophyta, Magnoliopsida, Poales, Poaceae. The record is from RefSeq and is a predicted model, not a curated record.